GAGAGAGAGAGAGAGAGAGAGAGAGAGAGAAAGCAUCACUCGACCUUCUUCUUCUUCUUCCUCCUCUUCUUCCUCCGCGUGUGCGCGUCGCUGCUCGAGGGAGCGAAGAUCUCCUUGGAAAUAUCUAUUUUUUUGCUUUUCAUUUUUUUUUCUUCUCAUAUUUUUGGUCGCGCGCUUUCGGGGCGCGCGCGUGCGUGUGUGCGUGAAUGGUGGACUUGGCCAACAUGGAGACGGUGGAAAAGGAAUGCGGGGCCCUCGGGGGUCUUUUCCAGGCCAUUGUCAACGACAUGAAGUGUUCCUAUCCAGUGUGGGAGGACUUCAGUGCAAAGGCCACCAAGCUCCAUUCACAGCUCAGAACUACGGUUUUGGCAGCGGUGGCUUUCCUGGAUGCUUUCCAGAAGGUGGCGGACAUGGCGACCAACACUAGAGGGGCGACCCGAGACAUCGGCUCGGCCUUGACCAGGAUGUGCAUGAGGCAUCGCAGCAUCGAGGCCAAACUGCGACAGUUCACCAACGCGUUGAUGGAGAGCCUGAUCACGCCUCUGCAGGACAAGAUCGAGGACUGGAAGAAGACGGCCAACCAGCUGGAUAAGGACCACGCCAAAGAGUACAAGCGUUCGCGACACGAGAUCAAGAAGAAGUCGUCAGACACCAUCAAGCUCCAGAAGAAAGCUCGCAAAGAGAUCCAGGGGCGCGGUGAUCUUCAGCCUCAGCUGGACAGCGCCAUGCAGGACGUGACCGACAUGUGCCUGCUCAUGGAGGAGAUGGAGAAGCAGGCCGUGCGGCGGGCGCUGGUGGAGGAACGGGGAAGAUUCUGCACCUUUAGCGCAUUCCUACAGCCUGUUGUGAACGGCGAAAUCGCCAUGUUGGGCGAGAUAACACACCUGCAGGCCAUCAUCGACGACCUCACCGUGCUCACCACGGACCCGCACAAGCUGCCCGCCGCCAGUGAACAGGUCAUCAAAGACCUUAAAGGGUCCGAUUACAGUUGGUCCUAUCAGACUCCGCCCUCCUCGCCCAGCAGUUCUAGCUCACGCAAGAGCAGCAUGUGCAGCAGCGUCAACAGCGCCCACAGUAGCGCCUCCCGCUCGUCCGGGGGCCCGGGCGGCGGAGGGGGCUCGCUGCCCCACUCACCCACUUCCUCUUCCUCGUCCUCGUAUCGCUACCGCAGCGGGCCGCCGUGCCAGCCGGCGGCGGGGAUCGCCGCCCACCGCCUCAGCAGCGUCUCCUCGCACGACUCGGGCUUCGUGUCUCAGGACGCUAACAUCUACUCCAAGCCGCCCUCGCCCAUGCCCUCAGACAUCACCAGUCAGAAAUCGUCCAGUUCGGCGUCGUCGGAGGCCUCCGAAACGUGUCAGUCGGUCAGCGAAUGCAACUCGCCCACUACUGAUUGGUCCAAAGCAGGUUCUUACGAGCAGCCCGCGGCGGCCGCCGUGGGUCCCGCGAGUUCCGGCGCGGUCGUCCAGAGGAGGAAGGAGCCGCCGCUCGAUAGGCUAAGGGAAAGCGAGGGUUCGCCCGUCGCGCAAGGGUACGCCGGCCCGUCCCACGGCGACGACGCCAGAGCCAGGGUGUCUUCUACUGCCAAGUACGGAGACGAGGCGACUCCGGCCGCGAGCGACCUGGCCAUGGUUCUGACCCGAGGCCUGAGCAACGAGCAGCAGAAAAGCAGCAGGGACAGUCUGCAGUACUCCAGCGGCUACAGCACCGAGACCACCACUCCUUCCUGCUCUGAGGACACCAUUCCUUCUCAGGGUUCUGAUUAUGACUGCUACUCAGUGAACGGCGACACGGAAGGCCCUGACGGUCAGGCGGACUUUGACAAGUCGUCCACCAUCCCCCGCCACUCCAACAUCGCCCAGAAUUACCGUCGCAUGAUUCAGACCAAGCGGCCCGCCAGCACGGCCGGUUUACCGAGCGGGGUCCUGGGCCCCGGGGGUCACGUCCUAACCCCCGGAGCAUCAGGCACCCCGGGAACCGCCACCAUCCGUAGAACGCCGUCCACCAAACCGGGCGUGAGGCGCACCCUUUCCAGCGCCGGCCCAAUUCCUAUCCGACCCCCCAUUGUGCCUGUCAAGACGCCCACCAUUCCUGGGGACUCCCACUCGCUCGGGGCUGCCGGGGCGCCGGUUCGAGUGGGAAGCGAGGAGUGCGUCUUCAUGGUGGACGACGCCCAGGGUGCACUGGAUUACGUGAAGGCGUCGCCCAAACGCCUCAGCCUCCCCAACACCGCAUGGGGUUCAGGGGCGGCUCUGGAGGUCUACGCCCAGCAACACGGGACCGAAGAGGAAAAGAUGAUCGCCGCUAACCGGCACAGCCUGGUGGAAAAGAUCGGCGAGCUGGUGGCCGGCGCCCACGCCCUGGGCGAAGGCCAGUUCCCUUUCCCCACCCUCUCGGAUGAUCCGACGCCUUCCGGCGCGGGGCCGGGCGACGCCCUCGAGGGUGCGGAGGGAUCAUCCGGCGACAUGCUGACCACCAUCAGAAGAGGAGUUCGACUCCGCAAAACCGUCUCCAACGACCGCUCGGCACCGCGAAUCUUGUGAUCGGCGUCGCGUAAAACUCGUAGGGAAACGUCAUUCUCGAAUGAAAACAUACACAAACCGUAAAAAGACGCCGUUAGAGCCGACGCUAUAAAAUAUUAACACGUUAGCGCCAUAAAUCGUGUGUGUUGGACGCAUGUUUCUCUUCUCUACGUUUGUUUGGAGAUCCAGUUGAGCAUUUAUUUCAUGUCCUUCAUAUCCAGCUUACUAGUCUUUGACGGAAUUGUCUUACCAGUGACCACAGAGAGCUUUCCGUAGUCGCCCUCUAGUGGGGACUCCCUAAAAAAACUGAAGUUAGACGGUCCCGGCGCGGGUACGAAACUCACGCGACCGUGUCUUUUCGGCUCGAGUGAAAUUCGGGCACCGGCGCGGCGAGCUAACAUUGUGUUGGCAUUGAACCGCACCGGUGACCCCCGACACCCCCGUUUCUGUGUGCGUGCGCCACUGCUGGACAGCCGGCGAGCCAAUGAGGCGCCUCGUCUCGCGUGUCUCGUGUUCUUUCUUUUCGGUUUCUAUCGUGACGUCGUUCUCUCUGUGCGCCGCCUCGGGAGGUCAAGUGGAAAAAAGCGAGCGGUUGUUACAGAUACAUUCAUAUAUAUACUAUAUAUAUAAUAUACAUAUAUAUUUUCUAGAAGCAGAGAGAAGUCCGAAACGCAGCAAUAAGUGUGUUUUAUUUUCUUGCUCGGCGGGAGAAAUGGCGGCAGAAGAGCUCGCGGUGUGCGUUGAGAAGAAGAAGAAUUGAGAGGAAGUGACGGAUGGCUGUGGUAACAUAGGAGAUUAAGCUAAUAAGCUAAUGUCCGCUAAAAGUUUUAGUCAUGUACAAAAAUGUAUUUGUGAGAAUAACAUCAUUCAGCACACGUGUUGUUACUUGUAUUAAAAAAAAAAAAAAAAAAAAAAAAAAAUGGAGUGCAGGUUACGAUAGGAGUACUGGUACUUGCCCAAAAGUUCAAAAACAGAAAUCUAAUUACAUGUUGCUUAUGAAGGAAAAAACUGCUGUAAAUCAUCCUCGAUUUACGCAAGCUAGCACACAAAGUACACAGAUGUUAAAAUCCCAGGAAUUUAUAGGAGUAAUACUGUGAAUAUACCUCCGUGAAGUUGGCCCCCUAAUCAGACGCCGAUUUGUAUUAAAAUGACGUCAAUUGUUUGUGCUAGGUUUGUGCUAUAAAAAGUUUCGUUUGUGCGGCUACAAGCACGAGCAAAAAGUAUGGAAUUACCAAUCUCGGACGAGAGAUUUUGUUAUGUAGAACAAACUCAGAUAAAAAGCUUGAAAAAAUAAUGAAUUAGUUCAAAAGUGCAACUCUUUAGCAUUCGGGAACACUAAAAGAAAUGAAUACAAAAUAUUGUGGUGGUCAGUAAAUGUUAGCUUUAUAAAGCAAGUGCAGGGAAAUAUGGGGUGACACAAAAAAAAUGGGACCCAACUCUAAUUAGGCCCCGUUUCUUAGUGUUUUGUCCGAAUGAAAUGAAACUUUGGUCAUAACUAGUUUAUUAUAUUCAAAACAUCAUAUCAAAACACUAGGAUCUUUGGCCUUUUUUUAAUCUCCGUUCUACAGCAUAUGUUCUAGAUGACCUCCAUUUAGCUCCAUGCAUUUCUUGAGGCGCAGCACGAAGUUGUCCAUGACAUUCUUACAGACUGAAUUGGUAAUGGCUCUCAUCUCCUCCCUGAUGGCUUUCUUGAGUUCCGUGAUGGUUCUGGGUUUCCCUGCACAUACUCUGUCCUUAAGAUAGCCCCAAAGAAAAAAAUCUGGGGGGCUUAGGUCCGGGCUAUGGGGUGCCCCAUAAAAAUCAGUCUUGAGACUGAUCACUCAGCCUCCGAAGUUCUCUUUCAGCCAAUCUCGGGACAGGUUUGAGGUGUGAGAACUUGCUCCGUCUUGCUGGAACCAGAACUUGCUCAUGAGCGACGGGUAGAUGGUCUGGAGCUCAUUCUUGAAGGUUUUGAGGACCUCCACAUACCGCUCCUUGGUGACUGUCACUGCUGCGCCAGAUUCUUCGAUGAAGAUUGGUCCAAUGAUGCCUCUGGCCAAGAUUGCAGCCCACACUGUGCACUUAGGAGAGUGCAGGGGCUUGGUGGCUACUUCAUUGGAUCUGGAGGACCCCCAGAAGACAUUUGUCUUGGAGUUCGCCUUUCCAUCAAGAUGGAAGUGGGCUUCAUCUGAGGUCCAAAGGAGGUUAAGGAAACUUGGUGUCUCCUCGAUCUUCUCGAGGAUCUUGACUGCCAUAGCCCUCCUCUGCUUCUUGUCUGAGGCUGUAAGGGUCUGCAGCGUCUGUAUUCUGUAUGGGUAAGCCCUGAUAUCGUUCACCAGCACUCUCCUGCAAGUCUCAUACCGAGGGACUGACUUCGCUUACGCACAGAGCGUUUCGGACUCUGCUGGAGAGACUCUCUCACUCUUUCAACCAGCUAGGCUGUUCACUUCUUGGGACGUCCUUAGUGGCUUGGACGGUUCUCACUGGCAGCGUUGAGGUUCUCCACGGUCCCAUACUUCUCGAAGUGGUCCACCCAGUUCUGAAUUCUGCUUUUGGAUGGGGCCUUUUCACAUUCGAACUGACGCAUGAAACUGUCCUGGGUUUUAUUAAACGAGCCUGUCUUGUAGUAAAAUUUAACACAGUGUGUUCUUUGUCCCAGCUCCCACUGGGGUCUUGGUGUACUCACGGUCGUUGAUUCUGCCAUGUCCUGUAAAAUAAGGGCAAUCGGUGAAUAAAUAAAGGAGAGAGUGGGGCCCGUUUUUUUUGGGUCACCCGUAUAUAUGGAAUCACUCCAUUCUGAGGAAAAAAAUAUGGAAUCAUGAGAAACAAACAAAUAAUAAUCAAAGCAUAUUUCUAGUAUUUAGUAGCGUCACCUCUGGCUUUUAUGACAGCUUGAAGUCUCUGGGGCAUGGACUUAUGUUUUCCGAAAUUUCUAGGUUCGCGGUGAAUUAGUAAUAGGCACACUUUUGCUCAAUAGAAAAUGUUUAUUGAUUAGAAAAUGCAGAAUAAAUCCCACAAGAGCAAGCAACAAGCAUAACAAGGGUAACGAUGACGCUAGAUUUGAGUUUGUCAAUCCCAGAUUCCCCGCGCUACGUUACAGCACAACCAGGUGUCCCUUAGCAAUGAAAAUCGCUUACCGUGACAAAUAAGCGGGAGCCAACGCCCCGGUAAGGCGGCGAAGGAACAAAGCCAGGCGAUCCGUACGUGACCGGCUGGCGGACAUCACUGGUCGCCCGGAAAUGCCCGGUUUUUGUAGGAACGCGGCACACGGGGGCGGAGACAGCCAACCUCCGCUCCCAGGUGGCGCGGCCCCGUCCAAUGACGAAAAAACAAUAGAAGUUGUUACAAUCUAGGUCACAGAAGCAAUCGUACAUCACCAAGGCAUAAUGUAAUAUUUUCCCCCAUCAACUUGAUUAGUAUUUUUCAUCAAUUUGGUUCCAUCUCUCUUUGAUUCCAGUUGCCAGAUCAUUUUUCAUCAUCAUUUUUUUCAAUUUCCACCACAGAUUUUCAAUAGCGGUGAGAGCUGAGCUAUUUGCAGGCCAUGACACUGAUUGGAUGAGUCUUUCUCCAAGGAAUGCUUUACCAGUUUUAGCCCUGUGGCAUGAUGCAUUGUCAUCUCGGAAAACAUAUUUUCAAUUGAAGGGAUAAGAAAGCUGUCUAAAAUUUCAACGUAAACUUGUGCAUUUAUUGAAGAUUUAACCACAGCCACCUCCCCAGUACCUUUGCCUGACAUGCAGACCCAUAUCAUCAAGGACUGGGGGAAUUUUGAUGUUUUCUUCAGGCAGUCAUCGUUGUAAAUCUCACUGGAACAGCACCAAACAAAAGUUCCAGCAUCAUCUCCUUGUCAAGAGUCAAGAUUCUGCAUUGGAAAAGGUGUCAAGAGUCAAAUAUCUGCAUCGGACAAGGCUGGAACAUUUGUUUGGUGCUGUUCCAGUGAGAUUUACAAAGAUGACUGCCUGAAGAAAACUGCUAUUUUGCAUGUUGUCCAACUUCAAAAUCAUGGAGGGGUCUGAAGUUUUCACCAUAGACUUCAUAACGUAUUGACAGGACGGGGGCCCGAUUCAUAGGGGGGUGGGGGGGGGGGCUAUCUCCGUCAAAGCUGACCGAGUGGAAACACAAAGAGCUUUUUGCGUUGAAAAUUCUUGUGAAUAAAUGCUUAAAUUCCUGAAUUCUUUAUGGAUUUAGACAUAAAACAGUCUCGAUUCUUGGUUAAAAGAAAGAAAAAAACGUGCAGGUAGCAUUUAUUUUACGUAGAUCUUGCAAACUAUGAGGCUAGUCUGUAUGGAAAUUAGCGUCCGCCAAGUGUAAACAAAGAGCUUUUACCGUUGAAAAUUCUUGUGAAUAAAUGCUUAAAUUCCUGAAUUCUUUAUAGAUAUAGACGUAAAACAGUCUCGAUUCUUGGUUGAAAGAAGAAAAAAACGUGCAGGUAGCAUUUAUUUUACGUAAAUAUCGCAAACUAUGAGGCUAGUCAGUAAGGAAAUUAGCAGCCGCCAUGUGUAAACAACAGAAAGUGACCUGUACAUGGCCAAAAAAAAUCAACGGAAAGUGACGUGAAAAUGACCGAAAAAUCAACAGGAAGUGACUUGUAAAUGGCCCUAAAAUCCAACAGGAGGUGACCUGUAUAUGUACAAAAAAUCAACAGGAAGUGACCUGUAUAUGACCCCAAAAAAAUCAACAGAAAGUGACCUGUACAUGACCAAAAAAAAAAUCCAACAAGAAGUGACCUGUAAGUGCCCCAAAAAUCCAACAGAAAGUGACCUGUAAAUGGCCCAAAAAUCCUACAGGAAGUGAUCUGUAUAUGCCCAAAAAAAAAAUCAACAGGAAGUGACCUGUAUGUGUCCCCAAAAUCAACAGGAAGUGACCUGUAAAUGCCCCCCAAAUCCAAUAGGAAGUGAUCUGUAAUUGCCCCAAAA
This is a messenger RNA of Corythoichthys intestinalis (scribbled pipefish), 7411 nucleotides long. RefSeq names its product MTSS I-BAR domain containing 2b (gene mtss2b). The record is from RefSeq and is a predicted model, not a curated record. Gene Ontology annotation, cellular component: actin cytoskeleton; cytoplasmic side of plasma membrane. NCBI's taxonomy places the organism in Eukaryota, Metazoa, Chordata, Actinopteri, Syngnathiformes, Syngnathidae. The transcript has 15 exons. Bases 207 to 2540 code for a protein of 777 amino acids. Gene Ontology annotation, molecular function: actin binding; phospholipid binding. Gene Ontology annotation, biological process: plasma membrane organization; cell projection assembly.